CUUUCUUUAUUAUGGCCAUAGCAUCAGAGACGAUGGAAGUGGCAGCCCUAGGAAGACCUCUGUCACUUGGUAUGCUUUACGACUCCCGCAAAGAUUCCUUCAUUCCAGGUCUUACUCUCUGGGAUAAGAAAUCAUUGGAGGAAAAUGUAGGCACUCAUCGUCAGGUCCAGACAAAUCUGAAGUUCAGUAGCUCUGAUUCCCUUUCUACUAAGUCCAGUCUCCUGGAUAUAAGUGCUUCCCUGAAGGCCAGUUUCUUGGCGGGGCUCGUGGAGGUGGGAGGAUCUGGAAAGUUCCUGCAUGACACCAAAUCCUCACAACAACAGUCCAGAGUUACAAUGUAUUACAGUGAAACCACAAGAUAUGAACAGCUCACUAUGUCCCAACUGGGCAAGAUCACCCACCCUGAAGUGUUUGACCAACAAACUGCAACUCAUGUGGUCACGGCGGUACUGUACGGCGCUCAGGCCAUCAUGGUGUUUGAUCGGAUGUUUUCAGAAGAGGAAAACAAGCAGGAGAUUGAGGGAGAAAUGGAUGCCAUGGUCAGGAGCAUCCCUUCAUUUUCCAUUACUGGAGAUGGAUCUGUAAAUAUGAAAGAUCAUAACAAGACAAUGUCUGAGAAGAUCACAUGCACAUUUUAUGGGGACUUCUCUCUUGAUCAGGACCCCACCACAUACAGGGAGGCCAUUAAGACAUACAAGAAUCUCCCCACUCUGCUGAGGAACAAUCCAGACGAUGUGGUUCCAAUAAAAGUCUGGCUCUAUCCUCUUCAUCUAUUGGACAGAAAAGCAGCUCAGAUUAAGAGAGAAAUCACCACAAGUCUGAUUUCCGACAUUGAAUCUUUAAUGGAGGAGCUGGGAGAGGCAGAGAAGAAAUGCAAUGACCUGCUCAAAAGAACACUAGUCGAUACUUUCAGUGACAUUAAAGAGAGGCUGCACUCUUUUCAGGAGUCAUUUAACUUUUACAAGACAAAGCUACUGAGUAAAAUUGGCAGGGUCUUGCCUGAUAUUCGAGGAGGAGAUAUGGAGGAGAAAUAUCUGGAAGACAUCCUGGAGACCCAUAGGAGGUCCCCAUUCAGAGCCAGCAUGCUUAACCACUGGUUAAAUGAUGCAAAGUCUGAACUUGAACUCUUGAGUUCUCUUACCGAGACAUUGGAAGGGAUCGAAAUUGAAGACUCAGACAAUCUCAUGACCCUCUUCUUUGACUUGGAUAUUGAUGCAGUGGUGUGCUUCACCUUGACAUCUCUGGAGUAUGAAGACAGAUAUAUUUCAACCCUGGAAAACUUCCUGCAUUCUGACAGGUUUAGAGUGCAAGUUGGGUUUAACACUUAUUUUUCAGUGGAAUCUUCUGGAAAGUGGUUCAGUGAUCACAAUGUCAUAGUAAAGAUGAUAAAAGACUUGACUCAAUUCAGGAGGUUUGCAGAGGCCAAUAAAGAUAACAAGAAAAUCCAUUUCAUAAUAUCUUCAAUUGCCAAUCCCUCCAUUGAAGGCUCCUCUAUCUAUCUGUAUGAAAAAGGGGAUCUGACAGACAAACAGUUCAAGCCCAUGUCCAAGCCGCCCCCACCAAUAGUGAAGAAUGUCAAGGACCAAACUGUGUCCUUGAAGCUACCAAAAUCUUCUUCUAGAGGGAGAGUGCAGUACAGAGUAGAAUACAAGCCAAUUAAACCACAUAAUAAAGCUGAGGAACUAUGGCAUUCUAUGGACACAUAUGAUGAAGACUUUACUUUGACUGGAUUGGAGUCUGGACAGCAAUACUGGAUCCGCUAUAGUAGAGUUGAUAAAGUGGGAGUGAGUGAAGCCAGUGAUACUGUCAGCACUUCCUCUUUCGGUAAGUGUCAUAUGCUUAUUGAAUAA
Messenger RNA from Carassius gibelio (silver crucian carp), 1850 nucleotides. RefSeq names its product cytolytic toxin-alpha-like. Gene Ontology annotation, molecular function: protein binding. The record is from RefSeq and is a predicted model, not a curated record. The coding region runs from base 12 to 1850 and encodes 612 amino acids. Lineage: Eukaryota; Metazoa; Chordata; Actinopteri; Cypriniformes; Cyprinidae. The transcript is spliced from 2 exons.